AACGUUUGUACGGUCCUUGUAAUGCAUGAUAGCAUCAUAUCAUAUGUACAAAAUAAAUAAACGGAAUAAUUCGAUAUUGUAAUGUAAAAAGACAAGACUGAAAAAGAACCGAACAAAGAACAGCUCUGUAUAGCUGUUGGUCUCUUUGGAAAAGAUGAAUUAAAUUAUUUCCCUUUUAACUUUUCCCCCUUAUUUCUUUUCAAUUCUCUCUCUCUCUCGCCGGAGCUAGCUUUCUUCUCCGAUCGCAAUCACCGCAUUUCUCAGUUGCGUGGAAUUUCAGAUCGUUUGCCGAUCGGGAAUCUGUCCCAUCGAGAUCUGUCUUGGUUUUCUUCAACUUUCUCCCGCCACGGCAUGGUUCUGAUCGCGGCGUGAUUUGUCUGGUCGGAUUCCAGAAGGUAUACGAAUGCCCUCUUCCUCCUCUUCCAGCCUUAAACGGCUCGUGAAUUCGUGUCGAUCCCCACAUGGAUCUGUGACGUCAUCUGAAUCUUUGAUUCUUGCUCGUGAAUUUUGCAGAAACCCCGGCUGGAAGAAGAAAAAUGAUCCGUGAUCGGUCAGACAUCGGGUUUCAGAUUCGGAGAUUGGUCGUUAUCUCGAUCAGACUGUCAUACAGAUGGGUUUGCAGCCAUCCCUUCCUCCUGGGUUUCGUCUCUUUCCUGGUUCUUCUGAACAGAACGUGUCCUGUUCUGUUCUCUCUACUGGUUUCUGCAUCUCCAGUUCUGGUCUGCACUGCCGUUUUGCUCGGGACAAUACUGAGUUUCGGGCAACAGAACAUACCCGAAAUCGAGAAUGACCCCGAACUUGUCCACGAGGCUUCUCUUUUCAAGACAGAGCUUGCUAGAGAUGCAACUGUUGUCGAGAGAGAGGAUAAGAGUUUCGCGGUAGAGAGAUUCGUGAACAAGGAGAAGGAUGGAAACGAUGACGGUGAUGGAAUUGAGGAAGACAGUAACUCAGUUGAAUAUAGGCCUUUGGUUGAUGAGACUCUAAACCAAAAGAAUCAGGUCAAGUUCAAGGUGGAACCUUUAGAGGCGGAGUCGGAGAAGACAGUGGAGGAGAGACCGGUAGAAGACGAUGGAAAUAUGUCGGAAAAUACCAAGGAUGAACAGAUGGAUGCAUCUCCAGUCUCACCAUGGACACCAAUGAGGCAUGACAAGGAUGAUGAUGAUGCUGCUGCCGAUGGUGACGACUCAUCGGAUUCCGGGUCUGAUGAUGGUUCGGAGAGCUCCUCACCCGAUGCUUCCAUGACCGAUAUCAUCCCGAUGCUCGACGAGCUUCACCCGCUGCUACACUCAGAAGCAGCAAACCCUUCUAAUAUUUCCCGAGAAGGAUCAGACACUGCGUCAGAGGGACCGCAUAGGAGCAGUUGCGAUGAAGGGCUUGAAUCUGAUAUCGACAGUGAUAACAAUGGAGGAGAUGAAGACGGAGACAAUGAAAAUGAAGAGGAUGAAGAAGAAGAGGAGACAAAGGAAGAGAAGGAGGAGGAGGACGAAAGCAAGUCAGUGAUCAAAUGGACAGAGGAUGACCAGAAGAAUGUAAUGGAUCUUGGAAGUCUUGAACUCGAAAGAAACCAACGGUUGGAGAGUCUUAUCGCCCGGAGAAGGGCUCGGCAAGGUACCAAACUGAUGGCCGAGAAGAAUCUUAUCGACCUGGACAGUUUCGACGUACCGUUUAACAUGCCCCCCAUCUCAACCUCAAGGCGUAACCCAUUCGAUCUUCCUUAUGAUUCAUAUGAUGAUAUGGGCUUACCACCAAUCCCAGGCUCUGCCCCAUCUGUUCUGGUGCCGAGGAGAAAUCCGUUUGAUAUUCCGUAUGAUCCAAAUGAAGAGAAGCCAGACCUCAAACGUGACAGUUUCCAGGAAGAGUUCUCUCCUUUCCAUCCAAAGGAACCUGUAUUUAGAAGACAUGAAAGCUUCAGUGUCGGUCCAUCAAUGCUUGGAGGUCCUAGGCAAGACAGGAGCGAGAGGCUACGUCCUUUCUUUGUGCUGGAAAAACUAGCUCAUGAGAGAACCAGCUAUUACGGAUUUGAAAGACAACUCAGUGAAGUUAGCGAGUCGAAAGUCAGUUCUGUCCCCGAUACCGAAUCUCUGAGCACAGGCCUGGAGGAGGAUGACAAGAAGGUGCAUGAACAUGAGGCUGAUCGAGGAAUUGAGAUGCCUAGAGUUGAUCCAGCCUCUGACCACGACGAUGAGAAGAGCCAUUCAUCAGAAGAUGUUGAUUUCAGUGAACAAGCUGAUAGCCAAAAUCUUCACAAUGAUGUGGCGGAGAUAACACUGGGUGACAGAGGAAGUCACCAGGAAGAGCAAUCUAACACGAUAGAAGGAGAAACUUCUGAUAAGAUAGAAACAGAUGAAGAGGAUCACAGUGACAGUGGAUCAUCUUUAUCAGGAGAGGAAGAAAAGAUUACCGACGUUAAAGAAAGAGAAUCAGCAGCAUCAAUGAGUUUGGAGCAAAGGGUUGAUAUUGAGGAAGAAUCUGGUUUUCCUGCCGAGCCUUCUUUUGGGGAAUCAGAGAUUCAUUUGACAAGAGUGGAUGAUGACGAGCAUCGCCAUAAAAUUCCUGCUGAGGGCUCUUUCAUAACUGCACAACCUUCACUUGAGGAGUCAGAGCUUCAUUCUCUUUGCAGCUUGGCCGAUGACCAUCACCACAGAGAACCUGUGUAUGAUUCGAGUCCUCCCUCAGCUAGUAGAUUCCCAUCAUUUUCCUCAGUAUCUUCUGAUAACCAAGUAGAGAUACCUAAACAAAGUGAGGAGCAAACAGGAGAAAGUAUGGAUAAAGAACCUGAAGUGUAUUCCGAAUGCUCAGAUCAGAAACUUUACGACCUUGAGGAAGAAGUUCAUUCCACUUCCGCUGUGAAUGCUUCUGAUGAAACUGAAUCAAGAACUGGCCAAGCUGUGGAGACUACUAGCAAGCACACCGUGGGAGAGGUCAGUCUUUCCGCUGUUGAGACUGGAAUUGGUUGUCAAAAUGAUCCAAUGGGUUCAUCCCCAGUAUUCGAGGACGCCCCAGUUAAUCCAUCUUCUCUGUCUUCGGACAAGGAUGAUGACGACGCUGUUGAUCACCGUGAGGAUAACGCCACUUUGUCUGACUCUAGUCAAGAGGAUCGGGAGGAAACACAUGAAGAUGUCAAAGAGACAGCAGAUACCAGAAUUUCAGAUAAUAGUGUGUCUUCAGGAGACUUGGCAUCUCCUACAGCAGAGGAAGCACUUAGGGAGGUUGAACAUUUAUCAACCCAUCAGACAUGUUCACUUUUGGACACUGGAGAGACAAGGGAGCACUCGAAAACUCCGGAAGACACACUUGAUGUUUUGCAAGACAAAGCAGAAACGUCAGUAGCUGAAGGGACAACAACAAAAGAGGAAGAAGAAGAUCCGAAGUUAAAAGGCCAAGCUUCUGUAACCUUUGAUGCAGACAUUCCAAUUGACAGUUACUCUACAUUGUCUUCUGGAGCAGUUGAGUAUGUUGAGACACACUCAUUUAACGAGGAAGAUGUUCCACAGUCUGAACAAGAUAAGGGCCAGUCAUCGAAUUCUGAUACUAAGGCAGAUUCUUAUCUCAACCAGACAAUGGACAUCGAAGUAGACUCUGUAAAUGCCAGUAACCAGAAUGUGCCUUCUGAAGGAACAUCUCCAUCAGAAUCAGAUAGAGAACUUACCUGGUCAGAUAAAUCCGUGGUUGAACAAUCAACUCUUGAACACAGAGAACAUCAACAACCAACUCGUACAGGCCCUGUUACUGUUGUCUUUUCCAGAAACAUUACUUUCCAUGAAUAUCACGAUGCAGAGGAGGAUACAACCGAGUUGUCUUGCUUGACUUCUGACUCGUCCUCACCUCCUCCAGAAUCUCCUGAAUACAAAACACCUAUGGUUGGUGAAGGUAGUGGAGCAGAAUUUUUCCAUGACACCACUGCCGUAAAUGAAGAGCUCGACCAUGUAUUAGAACCAUUACAUCAACCAUUGGAGUUACAUGAGACAUCUCAAAGUCCUCCAGAAGUUAUCAAUGAAGAGGCCGACGAGAUAAAGGAGAUUGAUGACGGUCUCUUGUCCAAUCUUAACACGGUUGGAGACUUCGGUGUUAAGGAAGUUGUCACGAAUUCUGAACCUGGGCCAUCUACAAGAGAACCAGACACUGCUGCAGAAAGGACUGAGACACUGCCUGUUCUUGAAGCGAGAUCGGUUCAAGAUAUACAAUCUGCUUUCCAGCAGAUCCACGAAGGAUCUGAGGUUGAGGAGGUUAUUCUUCCAAGCACCAUUCAAGAUCAGCUAGCACUGGAGACAUCCGGAAAUUCAGGAGAGAUGAAAUCAGAGCUAGAGGUUGUGGACGCUAGCUCGAUGGAAGAUCUAGAUAAAGCAAUGAAGCGGGCCUUGGAAGAAAACACGAUCGAGCAACCUGAGUCACCUAAAUCAGAGGAUGGCUCAGCAGAAAGGGUGGAGGCUCUGCCUGUUCUCGAAGCAAGGUCAGUUGAAGAUCUACAAUCUGCUUUCCAGCAGAUCCACGAAGGGUCAGAAGUUGAAGAGGUUAUUCUUCCAAGCACCAUUCAAGAUCAGCUAGCUCUGGAAACAUCCGAAAAUUCAGGAAGUAUGAAGUCGGAGCUAGAGGUUGUGGAGGCUAAGUCCAUGGAAGAUCUAGAUAAAGCAGUGAAGAAGGCCUUGGAAGAAGACAUGGACGAGCAAAUCAAGCUACCAGAAUCAGAAGAUGGCUCUGCAGAAGUCAAUGGUGCAAUAGAAACCAAAUCAUCAGAGUCUUCCGUUGAAGAAAGAUCUGUGGAUACCACAAAUGAUCCUCUGAAUGAUGCACCUGAGGAAGAAAAAGAAGCAGCAGAACAUGAAGUAAUGAAGUCAUUAGAUGUUUCAAUAGUUGAGGUUAGAUCAUUGGAGGAGCUUCCAAGACCUUCUGAAUCAAAGGACAGGACAGAUGCAGAAGAAAAAAAGUCAUCAAAUUCAAAUGUUCCGUUCUUCGAAGCAUCAACACUAGAGGAGGUUCCGGAACCUUCUGAACCAAAGGAGAGGAUCACCACAGAAGUCACCUCUGAAAGAGCUCUUCCUGCAGUAGGCACUGAUUCUAGUGACGUGACAGCAUCCAUUGCCGAAGAAAGAAGCAAUCUUGUGACAGAGGAAGCGAAAGCUGAGACUGUCACAGUUGUUGAGGCCACUGCACUUAGUCCCAAGCCUAAAGAAACUUCAGAGAAUUCGGGUGAAAGCAUUUCAGAGGGAAAAAAGAAGAAGAAGAAGAAGUCGGAAUCUGAUUCUUCCAGUUCCAGCUCCAGCUCGAGCGACUCGGAUUAAGCAUUUCAACUUGCAAAUCAUAAUCUUCAUUCCAUGGUGAUGAUAGGCAUUUCAGAAUUUUUUGAGAGUGUGUGCUUAUCUUAUUACUUCCUGCAGAAGAAAUACCGUCAGUUUUGUACCGAGUCUUCUUUUUGUUGUGUGUUUUUUUAAAACAAUUUUGUGUGUUGUUAUUUUUUCUCAUUGAGCUUAUGUUAUUUAUUGAUAGGUUUGACUGAUUUGUAUCUCAUGAAGGUGUUUUGUGGUUCA
Messenger RNA from Tarenaya hassleriana, 5525 nucleotides. RefSeq lists its product as uncharacterized. The transcript is spliced from 3 exons. Lineage: Eukaryota; Viridiplantae; Streptophyta; Magnoliopsida; Brassicales; Cleomaceae. The record is from RefSeq and is a predicted model, not a curated record. Bases 537 to 5279 code for a protein of 1580 amino acids.